Molecule: messenger RNA, 555 nt
Organism: Culicoides brevitarsis
Lineage: Eukaryota; Metazoa; Arthropoda; Insecta; Diptera; Ceratopogonidae
Exons: 4
Coding region: 1-555 (184 amino acids)
Cellular component (GO): extracellular region
Molecular function (GO): chitin binding
Source: RefSeq, a predicted model, not a curated record
AUGGUUGCACGAACAGAUGGAGAGUGCGAUGGCAUGGAAGACGGCAGCAGCACACGAACAAAACGUGCCAAAAAACGUUCGUCAUCUGUCGUAACAGUUGGUCCCGAGCCCAAUCAACGUCUCGAUGUCGAACGCCCGGAAGUCCCAAUUAUUCCAGCUGGCUUCCUAAGUCCCUCCGUGCAGGAAUAUCUCGAACUUGGCAAAUCAAUUCCAGGUCGACCAGGUACGGAUUACCCGAUUUUAUCGGCAUUCCCUUACACGAAUUUCUACUGUGACGAACAAGAGUACCCGGGAUUUUUUGCCGACAUGGAAACCAGAUGUCAAGGUUGGCAUUAUUGCGACAUCGAUGGGCGUCAGGCGAGUUUCUUGUGUCCGAACGGAACGCAAUUUUCGCAAGCAGUUUUUGUGUGUGAUUGGUGGUUCAACGUUCGAUGCGACUUGUCGCCGCAAUUAUAUUCGAUUAAUGCCCGUUUGUAUCAACGACCAAAAGUGAAUCCGACACGACCGCAUCGGAUAAUUACAAAGCAAUUAGUCGAGAAUAUAUUUACAAGAUGA